AGUUUUCACAACCCAAACAUUACAGGGCCGUAUUACUACAUUUUCUCUCUCUGCCUUUGGUAUAUUUUUCGUCUUUCUCUCUCAUCUUCCCCAUCUCGCGUUCCUCAUCCUCUUACAAGCUUUCUCUCUCCUCGUCCGCUCUAGUCCUCCUACGCUCGCAGAUUCAUCGUCUUCUCGAUCUGUCCACUAUUCCAUUUAGAUCAACCAUGAGUGACCAGGGUGAAAAGACCUGUCCUCUUUGUGCCGAGGAGAUGGAUUUCACUGAUCAGCAAUUGAAGCCCUGCAAGUGUGGUUAUGAGAUUUGUGUGUGGUGUUGGCAUCAACUCUUGGAUUUGGCUGAGAAAGAUGAGUCAGAGGGACGCUGCCCAGCUUGCCGCACUCCAUAUGACAAGGACAAAAUUGUAAGGAUGGCUGAAAGUAAUGAAAGAUUGGUAGCAGAGAUUAAUAUGGAAAAGAAGCAAAAGGCACAAAAAGCCAAGACAAAAAUGUCUGAAAGCAGGAAACAGUUGAAUAGUGUUCGUGUUAUUCAGAGAAAUCUUGUCUACAUAAGUGGCUUACCUCUUGAUCUAGCAGAUGAAGAUCGUCUUCAACAACGAGAGUAUUUUGGCCAGUAUGGGAAGGUUUUGAAGGUGUCUAUAUCUCGAACUUCAGCUGGCAAUAUUCAGCAGUUUGCAAACAAUACAUGUAGUGUAUAUAUUACAUACUCAAAGGAAGAGGAAGCAGUUCGAUGCAUUCAGUCCGUGCAUGCGUUUAUUUUGGAUGGGCGACCUUUGAAGGCGUGCUUCGGAACCACAAAGUAUUGUCAUGCAUGGCUGAGAAAUUCGCCCUGCAGCAAUCCUGAAUGUCUCUACUUACAUGAGAUUGGUUCACAAGAGGAUAGCUUUACUAAAGAUGAAAUCAUCUCUGCAUACUCAAGGGUUCAGCAGAUUACUGGAGUUACAAAUAACAUGCAACGGCGUUCUGGAGAUGUUUUGCCUCCUCCGGCGGAUGAUUAUUGCAACAAUAGUUCUGUUGUAACAGUGAAGCCUAUUGUAAAAGCUUCUUCAAAUACUUCGGCUAGCUGCACCAAAGUUUCACCGCCCAAUAGUAGUUCUGGUAGAUCUGGUGCUCUGCCUGCAGCCGCAUCAUGGGGAGCACGUUGCAAUCCUCCGACUGGAAGCUCAGCUUGUACAAAUGGCCCAAUAAAGCAGAAGGCUGAAACAAUUAAUGGACCACAAGUUCUUGCAACAACGGUAUCUGGCUCCGUACAAUCUUCUAUUCAUCCCAGUGAUACUGGAAAGAAGCAGGUGUCUAAUGAAGAAACUCAUGCAAGGCAAACUAAAUAUACAUUAGAAAAUUCUGUUAACGUGAAGCAGUAUGCUAUAAAUUCUCAGAGAAAUGUUUCGGAGGGGUCUUCUACCCUUUUGGAUCCUUCAGUCGGCAAAUCUUCUUGUUCACCCUCAAGGGAUAAUGAUUUAGAAGUUAGUGAGAAGGUUACUAAGAUAAGUUCUGUAGAUGAACGCCCUUAUUCUCCCUGUGAAGACAAGGGAAGUAGUUUAAUUGGGGAUGGGAAGAUGCAGAAACUAUGCUCUGAGAUUUCAUCUAUUAGCAUUGACAAACAAUCAAACAGUGAACAUUUUGAGGGUGUUCGACCUAAUGGUUUGAGUUUGAAUGAUUCCUUACAGCCUAGGAGUCAAGGUUUACUUUGGCAUGAUUCUGAGAGGCUUCAGGAACAUUCAUCUUCUUCGGUUGCUUCUGGCAAAGCCACAACUUCUGUUGAUUUUUUGACUACUCACAAUGAAGUAUCCAAUUUGAUAUCAGAUCCCCAAGCUUCUGUUAUACAAAAUUUGACUUCUGAAACAGAAGAUGAUUUUAACAAUCAAAGACUUCGAGAUGCCAUAGUUGUCAAUCAGACAGCAAUACCUGCAUCAUCUCCGCUUCAUCUUUUAAACCAUUUAAGGGUUCCUUUACAGCCAUUCACUGAUGCUGAUUCUGCAGUAACUUAUUCUAUUAAUCCCCUAACUGUAAAUAGUAUAUCUGAUGAAUGUUUGACACCUAAUCUUUCUAGUGCAUCUGUUGCCUCUAAUGGGUUUUUAGACCAUUGUGUUGGCCAUACUUCAGAUCAGGAUUGUUCUAUGUUAUUGAAGGGUGGGCAAGGGAAUCAUUUAGGAAAAUUUGAUCCCGAGUUUUCUAAUUUUAAUCCUCAGCCAGCUCUGGACAUGGGAGAAAACAACAUAAUAUCAAAUAUCCUGUCACUGGACCUUGAUUCUUGGGAUGAUUCUUUGACAUCUCCACAAACUUUGGCCAAGUUGUUGCGUGAAACAGAUAAGCAAGAGGUUCCUGUCAAAAUGGACGGUUCCUGGAAAGGUCAGAAUAGCAACCAGUCAAGAUUUUCUUUCGCAAGGCAGGAUACUAGAAAUCAUUUGUUUGAUAUUGAGCCUUCACUUGGCAAUGUCAGCCAAACGACGAGGAAUCCCUCUUUUGGGCAGGAGUUUCUUGGGGGUAGAGACCAGUAUCUUGAAAGAAUUGGCAACGGUUUUGCAUUUUCUAAUGGCAACACCGAGUUAUCAGAUAAUUUGACUAGUGGCCAUUCCAUUUUUUCAUCUAACAGGGUUUCUCUCUCUAGGUCACAGAUUUCAGCACCGCCUGGUUUUUCUACACCAACUAGGCCACCACCGCCUGGCUUCCCUUCGCACGAUAGAAGUGAUCAGUCUUUCAACAUAUUGAAGUCUGGAAAUCAUUUGGUUGACACAUCUUCAUUUUUGAGAAACCCUUACCAGGCAUCACCUAGUGGUAACAUGAGUUUUACCGAUGAUAUUGAAUUCAGGGAUCCUGCAAUUUUGGCUGUUGGUAAAGGGAGUCUCCCUGGUGGACUUAACAAUUCAUCUCUAGACAUGAGACCGACCUUCCCUGUACAGUCGCAUGUGUUUGAAAAUGAUUCAAGACUUAAGCUAUUGAUGCAAAGAUCUCUUUCACCUCAUCAGAACUUUAGAUAUAAUGAGGUUAGGGAUAACUUCUCUCCACCAAAUGACACCUAUGGCUUCACAUCACGACAUAUAGACCAGUCCCAAGCUAGUAAUCAUGUACCAUUUUCACAGUUUUCUCACCAGCAGCCUAGAAACACUGUAGUCUCCAAUGGCCCUUGGGAUGGUUGGAGUGAACUUCAAGGUGCAACUGAUAUUAGCAUGGGGGAGCUCCUUAGAAAUGAUAGACAUGGAAUAAACAAUUUUUUUGGGGGUUAUGAAGAUGCCAAGUUCCGAAUGACAAAUUUCGGAGAUCUAUACAACAGGAGUUUUGGGAUGUGAUUAUCAUCCUAAUUCUUUUGGUCUGAGUGCCAACUUAUGUAGAGGGAGACACAUAAAUAUCCUGUUCUGGAGGAUAGCAAUGUCCUUGGGGCAGGCAGACUUUUCUUUUGACUAAUCUUUUUGGGAAGCUUGACAGAUGAUUAUUUGAUGCUGAUAAAUGGAGCUUGCAGAUAUGUUGUGGGAUGCAUCACAUGGAAUUUACUGGGUUCUUGAGAUUGGUUUAUGUAAUGGUGUGCCUUGGAUUCCAACUGGGUUGCCAGCGUUAAGUUUAGGGAUAAUGUACUUCAUGUGCUGGAAGUGGAAGAAUACCCUCUAUUGUAGCAGGUUUAAUGCUGCUUCAGAGUGGGACAAAAGAUUUAGAUGUUGUUCUGUCUGGUCAUGUGUAGGAUCAUCCGUUCUGCUGUCUGCUCCCGCUCAGAUUAAUACUCCCCAAUUCUGUGAGUGAGAUGGAAAUACAAAAUUUUUGCUGUUGAUAUUUCAAAUUAUAAUGCUGUCGAUAAUAUGGUAUAUACUCUAUUUAGUUUUAUUACAAGUCAAUGAGUUUUCUUUUUUUGUUUUUUGGUGAUUCAUGCAACUGCAUUGUCAAAAGCCGAAUUACAAGGAUUGUGCUCAUCAAUUUUGAUUCUAUCUACAUGCUGCCCUUUUGUGUUCUUGAUGCAAUUGCCUUCUGAACAAAGAUCCUUAAAUUACCUAGCUGACUGCCCAGCAGAUGUGUAUCACACUUCAUAAGUGAAUACCUUUUACCCAAAUUGUUCGAUUUUGUUAUCUAAGAAAUCGGUGUAUAACUUAUAAGCUUUACUGCAAAAUUCUCUAUGGUACUAUCGGUUAUUUUGAAAUGCUUAUAGGCUAUAGCAAUGCCAGUGGCAUGGCUUGACUGUUUCAAGACUGGCAGUUCUGCCAAGCUAGACUGUUUCUUGGCUUAAAGUUGGUAUGUGCUCCUACAUCAAGCUAUUCGAUGAAGGUCUAUUGGAAACAUUUUUGUUAUCAUUAAAUAAGACGUAAGGUUGUGUA
Messenger RNA from Amaranthus tricolor (Joseph's coat), 4295 nucleotides. RefSeq lists its product as uncharacterized. The transcript has 14 exons. Gene Ontology annotation, cellular component: CCR4-NOT complex. The coding region runs from base 207 to 3284 and encodes 1025 amino acids. The record is from RefSeq and is a predicted model, not a curated record. Gene Ontology annotation, biological process: protein ubiquitination. NCBI's taxonomy places the organism in Eukaryota, Viridiplantae, Streptophyta, Magnoliopsida, Caryophyllales, Amaranthaceae. Gene Ontology annotation, molecular function: ubiquitin-protein transferase activity; RNA binding.